UUCCUUGGAUUUACCAAGUACUGAAAAAGGAAAAGCACGCAAUGGGAGUGGGAGCAAAGGUGGUUUGUUUGGUGAUGGUGAUGGUGAUGGUGAGCAUGGCGGGAGCAGAAGGAGGAGGGAGUUGGUGCGUGGCGAAGAUUGGUGCGAGCGAGGAAGAACUGCAGAGAGCGUUGGACUCUGCAUGUGGAGGAGGUGGAGCUGCUUGCGUUCCCAUUCAGCCAGAUGGGCCAUGCUACAUUCCCAACACCCUCCAAGCUCAUGCUUCUUAUGCCUUCAACAGCUUCUACCAGCGCAACGCCGGAGCUCCUCAUGCGUGCCACUUCGCCGGCACUUCCACCAUCGCCCAAACCGAUCCCAGCUAUGGAUCUUGCGUGUACCCCUCCUCCGCAACCCCUAGUUCAACGUCACCGAUGAACAACCCGAACGUGCCUACACCCACUGCUACUCCACUCCAUGGUGCUGGUGGACUAUCUCCAGGAAUGAACCCACAAAUCCCUGAAAACUCUAGAGCUCCUUCAAAGGCAAUGACCACCUCAUUUUCAGUUUUCCUUUCAUCUCUUCUAAUCCUGCAUGUAUGUGCUUUUGGCUUUGUCAGAUGCAACUACAUCUCAUAAAUGACAUCCAAGUGGCAGGUGCUGACCCAGAAUUGUAGGGAGACCUUUGUUGAGAUUAUAUAAUAGAUUAAUGAUUUGUGGACCUUACAAUUUCCUUAAUGCAAUGCCUCAAUUUGGUUGUUCGUUCGACAGAACAAUAUAUUACCGUUUGAUUUUCUUGCAUAUCAUUUUUCUGUGUUCUUUACU
Messenger RNA from Abrus precatorius (Indian licorice), 800 nucleotides. Its product is annotated as PLASMODESMATA CALLOSE-BINDING PROTEIN 3-like. The transcript is spliced from 3 exons. The coding region runs from base 42 to 614 and encodes 190 amino acids. The record is from RefSeq and is a predicted model, not a curated record. NCBI's taxonomy places the organism in Eukaryota, Viridiplantae, Streptophyta, Magnoliopsida, Fabales, Fabaceae.